GAACCAUCACAAUAAAAGGAAGUCUGAGCUUCAUAAAACUGUGGAGCCAUUUUAAGGAGUCUUUAUAUUUGACACCUUGGAAAGAAUGGGAGUGCAAAAGGCCUUUAAUACUCCUUUCCUUUGCAGUGGAGCGUUUGGGGGUGGUGGGCCUGGGAAGCUGAGUCUUCCUGGGUUUUGGGCUUCUCCAGUUGUGUCAGGGAGCAGAGCAGCAUCUUAAGGGCCUGGCACUCAGUCAUCUGCUGUUUGUGGUUUAAUAAAGAAUUCUGGAAGGACCUUUUCUUGGAUGGCCCUUCUCUGUGUUAACAUUGGCUUUGUAGCUGGGCAGCUGGGGUGCAUAGGCCUUGCUAUCAGAUGAGGGGACUUGAAAUUCAUAGACAUUACAUAUCCCAGAAUGCUGUGUUAACAAGUAAGGCCUCCUAUAGAUCUGCUUCAGGUUUGGCCAGGUUUCCUUUACCACCUUGUUUUUCAGAUAGGACUGAGGCUUUCAGUGCAUACUGGCAACCUUGGAAGGCAGAAAUGUGAAACUUUUCCCUACUACUUAGCAUCAGAAUUGAAUGGGAGACCCCAUUCUGCUAUUUCUGGCGGCAGUAUGGUUCUGCCAGCUGGCCUUCUGCACGGAUCCCCUAACAACAGUGAGAGAGCAAUGCGAGCAGUUGGAGAAAUGUGUGAAGGCUCGGGAGCGGCUAGAACUCUGUGAUCAGCGUGUGUCCUCCAGGUCACAAACAGAAGAGGAUUGCACGGAGGAGCUCUUUGACUUCUUGCAUGCGAGGGACCACUGUGUGGCCCACAAACUCUUCAACAGCUUGAAAUAAAUGUGCUGACUCAUUCACCCUUGGGCAUCACCUGGGCAUCAGGAUAUUUCCUCAUGGUUUUGAAUAUGCCAUUUGUUUCUUAUUUGUGUGACUGUAAGUUCAUGUGAACACCUCAUGGAUUUUGGUUAGGCAAGUAGCUUCUACAUAAUUAAUAGUGAUUCCAUCUUAAUAAAAUUCCAGUGAUCUGCAGACCUUUA
Messenger RNA from Miniopterus natalensis, 1009 nucleotides. RefSeq names its product ubiquinol-cytochrome c reductase hinge protein (gene UQCRH). Gene Ontology annotation, biological process: mitochondrial electron transport, ubiquinol to cytochrome c. The record is from RefSeq and is a predicted model, not a curated record. Lineage: Eukaryota; Metazoa; Chordata; Mammalia; Chiroptera; Miniopteridae. Gene Ontology annotation, cellular component: respiratory chain complex III.